Messenger RNA from Cicer arietinum (chickpea), 560 nucleotides. RefSeq names its product small ribosomal subunit protein eS30z/eS30y/eS30x. Gene Ontology annotation, cellular component: ribosome; cytosolic small ribosomal subunit. Gene Ontology annotation, molecular function: structural constituent of ribosome. Gene Ontology annotation, biological process: translation. The record is from RefSeq and is a predicted model, not a curated record. Lineage: Eukaryota; Viridiplantae; Streptophyta; Magnoliopsida; Fabales; Fabaceae.
CCCUAAUCCUAGUUCCACCAAUACUAAUAGCACAAACCAUAUUCAAACGAGUUCUGAUAGUAAUUUGGUGCUUUCGGCCGCAGCAAGCGAUCGCAACCAACGGAGAGAGGAUUCUGCACAGAAAUUCAUCGUCACAAUCAUGGGUAAGGUUCACGGUUCACUUGCUCGUGCCGGAAAAGUGAGAGGCCAAACACCAAAAGUGGCCAAGCAGGACAAGAAGAAGAAGCCACGUGGCCGUGCUCACAAGCGUAUGCAGUACAAUCGCCGAUUCGUCACCGCCGUGGUUGGAUUUGGCAAGAAGAGGGGCCCCAACUCAUCGGAGAAGUAGGGUUGAUUCUUGAAGAAUAUCAGGGUCUUAACUUCGAAAAUUUGCUUAUGAAAUUUUAUUUUAUUUUUCUUCUUUUUUGGAUGUUAGUGGUUCGAUUAUGAUCUUUGAACGGUUUUUGUGUUAGUUAAAUAUCAAACUAUAUUAUUUUGCAUACACUUUCUAAGUUGUUGCUUAGUUCAAUUUUGUAACUGCUUUAAGAUUUUAAUCAUUUUUUGUUAAAUUGUGCUUGGUA